Molecule: messenger RNA, 3282 nt
Organism: Culex pipiens pallens (northern house mosquito)
Lineage: Eukaryota; Metazoa; Arthropoda; Insecta; Diptera; Culicidae
Gene: Rcd1
Product: KAT8 regulatory NSL complex subunit 3
Exons: 3
Coding region: 299-3154 (951 amino acids)
Biological process (GO): positive regulation of transcription by RNA polymerase II
Cellular component (GO): NSL complex
Source: RefSeq, a predicted model, not a curated record
AAUGACGCCUUUUGCAUAAUUUUGCAUUCUUUUCGUCAGCCUUCGGAAAACUUCCGCGUGAAAAUUGUAAAUUUUCGACGAAAAUCGCGUGUUUUGCUGCGAAAAACCGCCUGUCCGCGUUCGAUUCUACUGAUUCCAUUAGUUUGUUGCCGAAUUUCGCUUCGAUUUCCUAGCAUGAAACCCCUGUUGGAAGUGGUUUUACGCUGCCCCAACUUUGAACAAUAACUUUUUUUCCCCUCCAGCAAACGGGGGAGGAAAAACUGGAAGGAAUUUCCACUCAAUCGCUCAAACCAAAGCGAUGGAACACAGCUAUUCGCGCGACUUCCGCCCAAUGGAGAACAGUCAGACGGCCACGACGCGGACGCUGAUGGUGCACCGGCCGCCGCAGUGUCCGUCCUGCCACACGCACGGCACCGGCGGCGCCCACGACGAGCGCAUCGACCUGGAGGACAAGAACGACACGCCGAUCCCGUCGUACAACGAGGAGAGCGCCAAGGUGGCGAUGCUGGAGAGCGAAACCGUCACGCGGGCGGUGCGCAACCUAAACUCCGAGGAGGCCGACUGGGAGGAGAAGAUUAACAAGAUUGGUUGGACGGUGCAGCAGAUUCGGCUGUUUAGCAAGAUCACCAAGUUGCUGGACAUGGACCGGUUGGCGCGGUUGACGAUCGCCGACAAGCAGCACGAGCCGGUGCACCGGCGCAUGGUGAUUGACAAAUCGGUUGGGAGGAUGCGGCAGGCGUUGGCCAGCGUUUCGUGGGAUCCGCGGUUGACGCAGUGGAUUCACGGGCUGUUGAUGGAGAGUUUGCCGCCGAGCUAUUUGGCCGCGUACAUCGAUAUUCUGCAGACGUUGAAGGCGAAGUUGCCGAAUCUGGUGGACAAGAUGAUAUUUGGACGGCCGUUGAACAUCAACCAAGAUUUGUUGGGUCCGGUGUUGAAGAAGCCGUGGGAGCCGGUGGUGGCGCACAAGAACAGGAAGCUUCCUGGGCAACCGUACAUCGUUGUGGUUCCUUCUGGGCCGAAUCUGGCCUCGCCGAGCAGUCGACUGCAGAAGUGGUACUCGCUGUUUGCCACGAUGGCUUCGGUGGUGCCGAUUACGAUGCCUCCGGGGGGAAACAUCAACAAACAGUCGGUGCAGACUGUGUCGGAGCAGAUGGUGGCGGUGACGCGGGCCAAGAUUCAGGACGUGAGGCAGGAGGCGCCGAAUAGGCCGAUCAUUUUGGUUGGGUUCAACGCUGGAGCGGCACUGGCGAUUCAGAUUGGGCUGGUUGAGGCCGUCAGCAGCAUCGUUUGUCUUGGAUUCGCGUACAACACGGUCAACGGAACUCGGGGCGCUCCGGACGACCACAUUACGGGCGUAACGGCGCCGGUUCUGUUCGUGAUUGGUCAAAUGUCCGCCCGAACCAGUCAGGAAGAGAUUGAAUUGCUGCGCGAGCGAAUGAUCGCCCAGACGUCGUUGGUCGUCGUAGGUUCCGCCGACGAUUGUCUGCGAGUUUGUAAAACCAAGCGCAAGAUCGAGGGCGUCACCCAGUCGAUGGUGGACAACAUGGUGAUGGACGAAGUGGCCGAAUUCACCACCAACUGGCUGUUGAACCCGCCCAGGCCCAAACCGGCCAUCAAAGACCCGAACGGACAGCCAAAGUCCAACCUGCUGCUGUCGAACAACAGCAGCAACCUGGCCGCGACCGGCGGCCCGGCGGUCAUUCCCUCGGCCCCACCGCCGAUUGCCGCGAACCGAAAGCGCCGCAUGAGCCAGUCUGCCGGCACCGUAGACGGAGAACCGCCCAAAGCGGCUCGAACCACCAACAAACAGCCCGCCAAGCGAGGUCCAAAAGUCUCGAAGCAACCCCGCGCGGAAAAGCUGCUUCUCCAGCAAAGCCAGAAGGCGCUGGACGCGGCCAUCAUGAGCAUUCUGCCGGACGCGGACAAGGCUCCAGAAGUAAAGAAGACGGCAUCCCCCGUCACCAACUUCCAGAUCUCCGGCAGCAGCUCCGGAACCAGCGGCUUGGAGAUUCGCUCCUCCUCCGGUCCCCAGAUCGUGUCCGGCCUCGCCAGUUCACCCAUCGUUCUACCAAUGAUCAAGCGCGAAUCGACGCCCCAACCCGCCCUACUCUCCCCGACCCUGACGACGCCCUCCAACAUCAAGGUCAUCCCCGCGAACCAGUUCAUCCAGCUGAAACCGUCCGGAUCGACGCAAAAGUUCAUCACGCUCAAAUCUUCCUCCAAACCGGUCGUGUCCAUCGUCCCCAAGAGCGGCAGCACCGCAUCCCCAGGAACGACCCUGCAAUCGUUCAGCCCGACCAAGUACACGAUCGUCCGGAACACGGGCGCCAUCACCAACGCGGCCUCUACACCAACCACGGGUGUACCUCUCAAAACUAAAACCUCCCCGCCCACCCCGGACCUCUCCAACACCAACAUCUUCGACAUCCCGAUCGUGUUCGCCGACAACGAAGGCAACAUCCAGGACGGUUCCCCCCAAAAGACCACCCCCGCAACCCUCCCCUCCCACACCAACAUCGUCACCAUCGCGUCCUCCACCCGCACCGAUUCCGGCGGCAACCGGCUCAUCACCCUGCAGCCCUCCAUCAAACCCAACAAGGUCGUCGUCAUCAACAAGAACAACAUCAAACAGGUCCCCAGCGGCACCAUCCAGCUCGCGAACCGGCCCGCCACCGUCACCCCCACCGGCGUCAAGUACGCCAAGGUGGUCCUCUCGAACCCGCUCAAAACCACCAACCCCCCCUCCGUCGGCAAAAUCCUCCCCAGCGGCAAGGUCGAAAUCAUCAACAGUGCCGUCGUCAAACCGGCCACCAGCAAGUACCAACCCAUCAUCAUCAACGUCGAUCCCAGCAAAACCACCACCAUGAAGAACUUUGUGCGCGUCGGAGACACGCAGAUCCGCGCGACCGCGACCGCAAACGCGGUCACUCAGCAGCAGCUGGCGCCCGGCCUGCCCGGCACCAACACCAUCCUGAUCAAGACGAACUCGCUGGCGCAGCUGGCCAGCCAACCGGCGGGGACGAUGCGCAAGCCGGCCAUACUGAAUCGGAACUUGACGGUGAGGAAGGUGAACUUGGUGCCGACUCAGCAGCCAACGACGACGACGUCGAUUACGCCGCAAAGUCAGAGUCAGCAGCAGCCCAAGGCGCCGUAGAGGGUGGAAGACUCGGCGAAGAGCGCCCCUCUCCGAGUAAUUGUGCAGAUAUGUAUGUUUUUAUUACAUGAUUUCGUUUUUAAACAGAGGAAUAAAUACGCAGCGUUAGGUGGUAAGUACAAACAAGA